Molecule: messenger RNA, 699 nt
Organism: Anopheles funestus (African malaria mosquito)
Lineage: Eukaryota; Metazoa; Arthropoda; Insecta; Diptera; Culicidae
Exons: 2
Coding region: 60-533 (157 amino acids)
Source: RefSeq, a predicted model, not a curated record
GUAUUGCCGGUUUGCGAGCUACUGCUGCACAUACCUGACCAAACACUCCGCGCGACAUAAUGAACAGCUCCCUGGUCGUUUUUGCCAUCAUGGCCAUCGCCCUAGUGGCUGCCCAGCAGCCUGAGGAAUCGACCUCACUCGGUGGUAGCAAGCCAAAUACGGGUAAACCUUCAACCGGCGGUGGUGGUGGUGGUGGUCCCGUAAAUUUGGAGCAACGUACCGUCGACCAGCAAAACCAACUGCUAGCAACUGCUUUUGCCCGUGCCUUUCCGGAAGAUACACCUGCUGAAUUUCAACCUAUGGUGGUAGCACUGUACGUUCGUUGCCAGGCGGAGCUGGACAAUUGUGCUGACUUUUUAUGGGAAACCCAUCUGCUGCGAGAGUAUCGUAAUUGUGCAAUGACGCAACGGCGCCUAUGCACGCAAGAGAUGCAGGAAUUGCAAGCCCAACUGCAGGCAAUGGCCGAUACGAACAAUGAACAGUUUGAGCUAUCACCGGAAGAGCAGGAAUUGCUUUCGCAGCUUGGUUACUAGAAAUGAGUAGCUGGAUAGGGAAUCGAUCAACUGAAACAAUCGUUUUACAUUUCCUCAAAAAGGUAGUGAAUGCAAUAUAGUCUAGGAUAAUUAUUGCAUUACCCGUUAGCUCAGGUUUCUUUAUGUAAAGAAGAUAUUACAUUAAAUACCCCACUGUCGAAACUUA